This is a messenger RNA of Scatophagus argus, 2107 nucleotides long. Its product is annotated as protein Z-dependent protease inhibitor-like. Gene Ontology annotation, biological process: blood coagulation; negative regulation of endopeptidase activity. Gene Ontology annotation, molecular function: serine-type endopeptidase inhibitor activity. The transcript is spliced from 6 exons. The coding region runs from base 131 to 1318 and encodes 395 amino acids. The record is from RefSeq and is a predicted model, not a curated record. NCBI's taxonomy places the organism in Eukaryota, Metazoa, Chordata, Actinopteri, Scatophagidae.
CGGAUGUACUGUUCUUGUUUGCGGCGAUGAUCAGAGCUCGAGCUUGAUGAUGAUGCAGAGCUCGUGAGGCUUGAGAGGAGAAAGACGUCCGAUCGAAGAUCAAAGAUCGAAACCCGAGGGCGCUGUGACCAUGAUUCCAUUCAUCCCUGUCUCAUUGGUUGGGCUCCUCUUCGUCAGUCUGGCCUCCUCUGAGACCGCUGACCCCGCCCUGGAGGACCUGAUCAAUAAGAACGCAGACUUCGCUGCCCGCCUGUACCGAGCCGUCUCCAGCCGAACGGAUGACAACGUCUUCCUGUCUCCAUUCACGCUGUCCACUGCACUCUCAGCGCUGCUGGGCGCAACCAGCGGACCAACGCAGAACCAGCUGCUGCAGGGACUCAGCCUGACUGGACUGGAACCUCAGACUCUGCCAGAUCUGUUUCAGAAUCUGGGAAGUGUCAUCCUGCAGAGGGGUGGCGCCACGAACCUGAGGCAGGGGUUGGCCAUCUUCCCCUCGCAGAGCUUCCAGGUGUCAUCAUCCUACCUGCAGCUGCUUCAGACAAAGUUUGGGGGGAAUGCUCAGAGUCUGGCCUUCGCGGCGCCACAGGAAGCUGCCGACAUCAUCAAUCGCUGGGCUGAGGAGCAGACUGGGGACCAGGUCCAGGGGCUGGUCGCCAACUUGGACCCUCAAACCCAGCUGCUGCUCGCCACCACCGCUUACUACCAGACCCGGUUCAGUCCGUUCUUUAACUCAACGCUCACUCAGGAUGAGCGUUUCUACGUGGACAAGUAUCACGUCGUCAUGGUGCCCAUGAUGUUCAGGGCUGAUAAGUACUUCCUGGCGUAUGACCGCUUGGUGAAGGCUGGUGUGCUGAAGCUGCCGAUGGCGGACGGGACGGCCAUGUUGGUUGUGCUGCCUGAUGAAGAUGUGGACAUCACCACCGUCGAAGAGGAAGUGACUGGCGAGAAGAUCCGAGCCUGGAUCAGACAGCUGAAGAAGACGAAGUUGGAGGUGCAGUUUCCCCGCUUCCUGUUGGAGCGUUCCUACACUCUGCGCGACGUCUUGCAGACUCUUGACAUCACUCAGGUGUUUCAGGAUGACGCUGACAUCAGCAACAUGAGUGGCUCUAAAGGACCCAAACUCACACAGGUUUAUCAGAAAUCUGUCCUGUCUGUCGACGAGAGCAGCAACGACAUCACUCCAGGAGACGGAGUCAACAUGUUCUCCGCGCUUCCUCCUCGACUGACCAUCAACAGACCCUUCAUCUUCAUCAUCUACCAGGAGGCGAGCCGCAGCGUGAUGUUCAUGGGCCGAGUCAUCAACCCCACCAAGAAAUAAAAUGAAGCCCCGCCCACUUGAGUUUCUGUUGCUACACCUGUUAAACUCAAGUUUUUCCCAACCUUUCCUUCUCACCUUCAUGCGUACAUUUAUGUGUACAGUUUGACUUUGUCCUGAUCUUACAGGAUAAAGGACUGUUUGACUGUAAAACCUUAGACGAUGCCGUAGAUGUCAGCUGCAGGAGCUCUUGGGUUAAUGGUGCCCUCUACUGGUGAUAUGAGGUUAUGGUGAUGCCUGUUUUGUUCCCUUUACAGUUAGCUUAACACAGCUUUGAGAGUGUAUUAUCAAAGCAUCACACACAAACAAACUCAACCAGUUGAUAAAAACUCUUCACGGUUGUCUUCUUCAAACUUCUCUGGCUGAGAGCACUGAAGGCUGCCCUCUACAGGAAGGAGGCUGAAUGACAUUAAAUUCAGAGGGAAGACAAAACAAAUCUAGUAAAAUUCUGAUAUUACAAGGCAACAUUUUAGUAGUAGACCUGGAACUUCCACAGUACAUAUUUGUGGUAACUUUCUUUCCUCCCUGACACUGAAACACGAGCCUUUAGGGUGCUGGUGAACACAUGACAAAAAUGUUGGGGAUGUUCUGAUGCACUCAGCAGGUUUAAGACUAACAACUGAUGAUAAACUAAAUGUUAGCAUGAUAACUACUAUCAUACCAUAUGCACUGUAUAGUUUAUGACAUUUACUGUAUUCAACUGUAACUCUAGUUAAAUAUAUGCACUGUUAAAAACAUGUAUGUACCACCUGCAGUAAACCUUCAUUGGAAAAUAUUAAACACUAAAAUGAC